This is a messenger RNA of Ostrinia nubilalis (European corn borer), 1225 nucleotides long. RefSeq names its product out at first protein (gene oaf). Bases 75 to 881 code for a protein of 268 amino acids. The record is from RefSeq and is a predicted model, not a curated record. The transcript has 6 exons. NCBI's taxonomy places the organism in Eukaryota, Metazoa, Arthropoda, Insecta, Lepidoptera, Crambidae.
AACGUGAAAAUGUUGUUGUGUGUAGUGUAGAAAGGUCUAAAUAAAUUAAAAUUAAUUUAUUUGUACCGAAAACAAUGGAAUUUAUUAUGUACAAAUUAAUAUUACUAUAUAUGCUGAUUCGGUCAACAAAUCUACAACUACUUAUUAAUGUGAAAAAUCAGGGUGGUGAUGUUAUGCAGGAGAACAUAACAGCAAAUGUGUCCGAGGACACAGUCACUCUUGAAUUUCUGCGAUUAGAUGGAGUUUUUGUAUCACAGCUUGUUGAUUUUACAAAUGAGGUUGAAGCAAUGAAGGUUGUGAUCCCGGGCGAGGAGGAGCUGGGCCAGGCGGGGCACCAGGCGCUUUGCUUCCUCACGCACGCCGCGCAGGCCGACUUCAUCGCGCCCGACGCCAUGGCCAAACUCAGACAGAAAAACCCCGGCACUGUCCGUGUGGCUGAGGAAGACAAAGGCUGGCGGCAGACGACGGCGACCGCGUGGGCCGAGCGCGCCGCCAGCGUGCUGUCGCCGCCCGCCGCCCGCCACUGCGCGCGCGCCGCCGUCUUCCUGCGCGCCGCCGACCUGGCGCGCUGGGCGCCGCGCCCGGGCUCGGAGCAGCAGUCGCUGGCGUCGCUGGUGUCUCCGUUCCCGGAGCGCGCGCUGUCGGCGGAGGGCGAGGCGGGGGGCGCGCGGGGCGUGCCCGCCUGCGCCGGCGCCGCGCAGCCAGCUGACGAGUGCAUCUGCCAUCUGGAGGUGUGCGUUAACUGGUACCCGUGUGGGUUAAAAUACUGCAAAGGCAAGCCGCAGGGCGGGCUGAGCUACCGCUGCGGCAUCAAGACGUGCCGGCGCUGCUACCGGCACCUGUUCUACACCGCGCGCCGCGACGCCUGCCCCCGCACGUGACGCCGCGCGCCGCGCCGCCCGCGCGACCCUCCCCUGUGCCAAAUACUCUACCACCUAUCCUUAAGCAUAGCUUUGUUAUACUUUUAUAAACGCCACCGUGAACGUUGCGAUAAUACAAGCUUUACAUACUUUUGUAAAUAUUGUUAAUAAUUUAUAUUCUAUUGUAAGAGCAAAGUAAAAUAUUUUAUAAUGAUGAAAAACCUAUUUCAUUGCCGCUCCGAUAAUUUUAAAAAUGUAAACUAUGUACAAUAUUUUAUUUGAUGCAAUACCAAAAAAUUUAAAGAUUGUGAACAGGACUUCCAAUAAAAUUCUACCACUGAUUCAGGAUUCAGGUGCACUAUUCA